CAGGGAAGUUUGAUACUUUACAAAAUGGCGACUUCGACAGUUGUGAAGGUGGAAUCUCUUAAAGACAACUUUGAUGAUUUAUUAACGUGCACUAUAUGUCUUGAGACCUUCAAAGACCCCAAGUAUUUACCCUGUCUUCAUACAUUCUGCGAGGCAUGUAUUCACACUUAUAUCAAUUCGACUAACAAGGAGGAGAAACCAAUAGGUUUCAAAUGUCCUGUAUGUAGACGCCUUGUUUCAAUUGUUGACAAUGCAGAAAACUCAGAAACAUGGGCAAAACAAUUACCAUUGAACCAUUUGAUUAUGUCAAUGAUAGAUAGAAAAGCAAUGAAAACAUCAGAGAAGCUUUGUGAUGCUUGCAGUUUCAGAAAUUUAUCUCAGAAUGCCGUGUCCUUUUGUACGGUUUGUGAGGAGGCAUAUUGUGAAAACUGUGAGUUUCAUCACAAAGCAUACAAAAUAACGCGAAACCAUAGAAUCGUUCCUAUUAAAGAUAUAAAUACUGAUAAUAAUGCCUUAAAUUUGUUUGGAGCUAUCACAUGUGACGAACAUCCAGACGAGAGACUAAAAAUAUACUGCAAAGACCAUACAAAACCAUGUUGUACUAUUUGCGCCACUGUCCAUCAUAGAAAGUGCACAGAGGUCGUUACCAUAGAUAAAGCUGUAUCUGGCGUUAAAGAAUCUACAAUGGCACGUGAUCUUAUGAAUAAGUUGAAAAAUUUGAGCGAUAAGUCAUGCAAAGUUAUUGAAAAUCGCAAACAGAACAUAGCAACAUUUGAAAACGAAAUAGAAGCUAUUCAGAAAGAAAUAGGUAACUUACGGGAAAAAUUCAAUAGACAUUUAGAUAAAAUCGAACAACAAUUAAAAGACGAAGUGAGAAACACACAGAAAUCUAAUAUUCUAAAAUUGAAUGAUGAAAUAACAGUACUAUCAGCACUGAAUAGCACAUUUAACAACUGGAAGAAUAUUUUUGAGGCGUGUUUAUUUCAAGGAUCUGAAUUGCAAUGUUUGGUUACAAUGGAAGACAUAUUAAGUAAACUACCGCAGUUAGAGGAGGAUAUGUCACAAGAAGUUAGUAAAAUAAGACAAAUAUCAGUAAAAAUAGAAGCUAGAAAUAAUAUUGAAAAAGUAGACACUCUUGGAAGUUUGAUUCUGAAAGAACAAAGAGCUACCAUCCCCGGGAUAAAAACCACAGAUCUACACAAAGGAAAAAUAAAAGUUAUAUUUACAAUUAAUAUCAGCGGAGGGAAUAUAAGUGGAAUAUUCUUUAAUGAUGAUAUAAUCAUAACAGAUUAUAAUAGUAAGAAGAUAGUUAGCCAUAGUCCCAACGGACAAAAGAAGAAAGAACUAGAUCUUGUUUAUAGACCAACUGACAUUACUAAAGUAAAUGAAGAAAAUGUUGCGGUGUCAUCAUACCCACACACGAUCUUUGAAAUCAAUGUUGAAACAAUGACAUUAUUGAAAACACUGACCGUUGGUGUUAGUGUGUGGGGAUUGUGUUUUACUGGAGAUGAAUAUAUUACCGCUCAAGGUAACACUAUUUCUUGGUUGAACUCUGAAACCGGUGCAAAACUUAGAUGUUGUAAUACGAAUGCAAAUACACCAUUUGUUACUUGUUACAAGUCAACUAAGUACAUCUAUGCGAAUGGCAAUAAUUCUAUUAGACAGGAAUCGACCACUGAAAAAAGUUUCGAUUACAAAAGUGAAACUUUAAAAGUUCCGUUUAGUCAGGCUAUUGACUAUGAUGGAAAUGUUUAUGCUGUUGGGCAUCAAUCCAAAAACAUUCAUCAGCUAACCUCUGCUGGAGAGCUCGUCAGAAUCAUCCCUUUAUCCGAUAUAUGCAGUACAAUGAAUGACCAACUGUGGGUAAUGCGAUUUAAAAAUGAUAGUAACAGGUUUUUGUUAACAUUUCACGGUCCUGGAAAUGUACGUGUAUGCGAAAUUGAAUAG
This is a messenger RNA of Mytilus trossulus (common blue mussel), 1947 nucleotides long. Its product is annotated as E3 ubiquitin-protein ligase TRIM45-like. NCBI's taxonomy places the organism in Eukaryota, Metazoa, Mollusca, Bivalvia, Mytilida, Mytilidae. The record is from RefSeq and is a predicted model, not a curated record. The transcript has a single exon. The coding region runs from base 25 to 1947 and encodes 640 amino acids. Gene Ontology annotation, molecular function: zinc ion binding.